GGACAGCUGUUUCUCUUGAUGUGUGGCACUGGGGCUCAGCAGGUGUUCCGGUCAGAGCCCAAGAACCUGACGGUGCGGAUGGGGGCCACAGCUGUGCUCAGGUGUGAGGUGCUGCGGGCCUCAGGGACUGUGCAGUGGGUGAAGGACGGCCUCCUCCUGGGACCUGAGAGGAGCCUGCCUGGCUUUCCACGCUACUCCAUGAUCGGAAACCUCAGGAGAGGACAGUAUAAUCUACAAAUUGAAAAUGUUCAACUAGAUGAUGAUGCUGCCUUCAACUGUCAAGCAGGUCGCUCUGAAAAAAGUGAACCGAUCAUAUCCAACCUGGCCUGGAUCAAUGUGUUAAUUCCUCCCUCCGAGCCGUACUUUGAGAUGGACAUGCUACAGUACUGGGUGGCGGGCAAGAAGUACUCUGUCAUCUGUGUUGUCCCUGAUGCAAAGCCGGAGGCUGAAAUCACACUUUACAAAGAUGGAGUGGAGCUGACAGGUGCAGAGUCUUUCACCAUGUCUGGCUCAAAGGAUAAGCUCCUGAACACGCGUGCCCAAGUAACGAUCACAGCUUUAAUUUCUGACAACGGACGCCAGCUGUCAUGUCAUGCCAAAAACUCUGCCCACUCCAGUGCCGUGCAAGCUACAAUGACUAUGAAUGUGUACUUUCCACCUCAGCCUCCAGUUAUUUUGGGCUUGGAGAGACAGGAAGUCAGAGCUGGGACAACACUGGUGUUGGAGUGUGUGUGUCAGUCUGGAAACCCCCUAGCGAAUCUGCAGUGGACUAAGGAUGGGGAGGUUGUGCUGAAGACUUGGGAGGAAGAUGCCAUGGCUCAUACAUCCAAAAGUGUUCUGUAUCUGAAAAUUCGUCCAGCAGACAACCAAGCGGUACUGGGCUGUGAGAGUGCCAAUCUUGUCUCCGCAUCCCCUUUGUCCACCAGCCGCACCCUCACUGUGAUCUAUGACCCUGCGGAGGUAAAACUGCUGGGCUCUUUUGUGGCCACUGAGGGUGAGGAGUUGAAUCUGAACUGUUUUGCUGCAUCAAGUAAUCCCCCGGUCCAAAUCCGCUGGUGGCUGGGCAACAAAGAGCUCAACUCAACAGCUGUCAUAAUGGAAGAGGGAGAAAAUGGUGGGAUGACAACCCUGUCUAAUUUGACCUAUCAGGUCUCCAAGCAAGACAAUGGCAUGAAACUCUCUUGUGAAGCUUUUAACAGGGCUACAAAGGUCUCCAAAAUUGAAAAUGUUGAAAUUACUGUCUACUACCCCCCUCAAAAAGUGUGGAUUGAUGGCCCUUCUCAAGACAUCCCUCUCUUUGCUGGAACCAAAGUGCGACUAGUUUGUUUCUCAACAGGAGGAAAUCCACCUGGCAACCUGCACUGGUACAAGAAUGGAAAGCCUGUACAAAAUGCAUUUAGAUCGACUUCAUUUGAUAAAGGUGUGACUCGAGAGCUCCCUCUUGUCUUGUCUGCGAGUGAUAACAUGGCAUUCUAUCAUUGUGAUGCUACAAAUGAAGCAAAGAAGACCAUUUCUGCCAAAAUCAGGCUUCAGGUUCUUUUUCCAGCUAUAUCAAUGAAAAUCACUGCUAACGCCGACCACUUUUAUCAGGGCCAGACUGUAACUUUAGAGUGCAAUUCUGGAAGCAGCAAUCCCAAAUCCAAUAUCUCCUGGAGCCUGGGCACACAAAGGUUCCAAGGGGUGGAUCAGCCUCAUAGGAAGGCAGAGUAUGGUGGCUUUUCAGUGAGCAGUUUGCUGUCACUGAAUGUGAGUUCACAACUUCACAAUCAGAGGGUAAUUUGCCAGUCUCACAGUGCUGAACUACCUGAGGGAGCCAAAACCUUCUUGAAGCUCAAUGUGCUUUACCCUCCUGAGUUUAGCUCGGACCAGCCAACGCAGGUGCAGGUGGUGGAGGACUACAUGGCAACCAUCCCACUGCUGGUCUCAGCGAACCCAGAGGAGGUCUCCUGCGUUUGGCAGCACCGCAGGGAGCUGGUCAAAGGAAGGGAUGUGCGCUUCCACUGGCCAAAUGAGUUCACCCUGGAGAUCGAAAAUGUGACGAGGAGAGAAGCCGGAUCUUAUAAAAUUGAAUGUACAAAUCAGGAAGGUGUGAGCCACACCACGGUUCUGCUGGACGUGCUAUAUGCUCCCAGCGUUAAAGCAGAGAGAGACCCUGUAUAUGUGAACCUCGGGGACACUGCAGAUCUGAUUUGUGUGGCAGAUGCUAACCCCAUUAUAUCUGACAUGUUCUCCUGGAAAUGGCUGGGAGAAGAGGAGGUGGAGGAGAUGGGAGAGGAAACUCAGGAAGAUGAAUCAAGCCUGCUGACCAUUCAUGGCGUGACUCGAGCACAUGCUGGCUUUUACCAGUGCAUUGCCAAUAAUGGAAUUGCGCCCCCUGGCAGUACAGAUGUGCAGCUGGUAGUGCAAUUUAAACCGAUCAUUCAAAAGGGGCCUCAGUGGAGGAAAGUGGCCAGUAGAGGAGAUGGUACUACCACUGCUGAGCUGGCGUGCCGGGCUGAGGGUAUCCCAAAUGUCGAUUUCAUCUGGGAGAAAAACCAUAUGCUCAUGGACUUUGAAAACCCCAGGUAUGAGGAGAGGACAGUGAGGGAGGGCUCCUUCCACACCAGCACCAUUCAAGUGGUGAAUGUGAGCGCGCUGCUGGACUAUGCCGUCUUCAGGUGCACUGCCCGCAACUCCCUCGGAGAUGACGCGCUUGACAUACAACUCCUCAGCACAAAUCACCCAGACCCUCCUUCAUCUUUUCGCCUCGUCAGUGUCUCCUACGACUCAGUCACUCUGGAAUGGAUUCCUGGGUUUGAUGGUGGAUUGACUCAAAGGUUUCGUGUGAGAUACCACUGGGACAAAUCAGCCAGUUUCCUGUACAUGGAUGUGUUUCCUCCCGGAGAGGCUACUUUUACUGUGACUGGUCUACUGCCAAAUACCACCUACAACUUCUCUGUUAAUGCCAUCAACGCCAUUGGAGAGAGUGGCUAUGCAGACAAUAAUGCAGUACUGACCAUCACCACCAUGGAUUGGCCAGAAAUGGUUGCUCCUACAGAAGAAGCGCACAUUUCAGGUGCAGUGCCAACAUACCUGACAGUGGUUUUCACAGUGGUUUUCGGAGUUUUGCUGGUAGUCAAUUCGCUGGGUUGCUUUUUUGGACUAAAGUGGAGAAAGAAGCAAGGUCACACAGGGGGUGUGGAAGGCACCGUGCCCAAUGGAGCAAAGAAAGAAGAGGAGGGGUCUAUUCAGUCAACUGUAAGCAAUAAGUAUGAAAGCAGAGAGAAGAUCAACAAGGCUGCCCAGCGCACUCUAAUCAUCGACUCCGGAUCCGAGACAGACAGCAACCUGUAUGAAUCCUACGCCACGGAAGGUCCUCAUUAUUACUACCCCAAUGUAGACUACAGACCUCCUGUCACCCCACACCCGGAGGAAAUCCACAGGCCGGACCACACUCAUUUAUAUGAAGAGGUAAAGGACUUGGCUCUGUACCAGGAUGUACCUACUUCUCCUCUCCCUCCCCUUCCACCAUCUCUUGACCAGAGAUUGCCUCAUCAAAGAAAUGAAUGGAAACUGCCUGUCUUCCCUCCGCUUGUUCAAGAGCAAAAGCCUGUCAGUGUCCAGCAGGCACCAAAAUAUUCGGAACUUCCUUUUGAACUCCGAGGAGAGCUGGUGUAGUACGAGGAUGGUGCAUCACUCUUCAAACUUAACAUUGAUGACAACAUUGAACAGAGGCUAUUACUCAAGUGCACUUAAUUAAUCUUCCAUCUGAUGAGCAGUGUACCUUGAAUGUAUAUUGUAUUUGCAGUGCCUUUAAGUGUUUUGAUAUUUGAGUUGUUUUGACUUUGAAAGUUGAACAAAAAUUGAAUAAGGUCAACCAGGUAAAUACUCCCAUAGUCAAAGACAUCCUAUUU
Messenger RNA from Boleophthalmus pectinirostris (great blue-spotted mudskipper), 3893 nucleotides. RefSeq names its product NPHS1 adhesion molecule, nephrin (gene nphs1). Gene Ontology annotation, cellular component: cell-cell junction. The record is from RefSeq and is a predicted model, not a curated record. NCBI's taxonomy places the organism in Eukaryota, Metazoa, Chordata, Actinopteri, Gobiiformes, Gobiidae. Gene Ontology annotation, biological process: cell-cell adhesion. Gene Ontology annotation, molecular function: cell adhesion molecule binding.